Messenger RNA from Cetraspora pellucida, 1419 nucleotides. Lineage: Eukaryota; Fungi; Glomeromycota; Glomeromycetes; Diversisporales; Gigasporaceae. The record is from the annotation of a GenBank genome assembly.
AUGCGAAAACAGAGGUUUGCAAGUAACGAAAAGGCUGCGAAACCGACACCUACUAUGCAUAAUAUUGACAGUAAAAAAAUAUCAGAGGUCACCGAGUCAAAAGCUUCUAAUCAAACUCAAGAAGUUGCUACGCCAACUCAAAAAAAAAAAUUUAAAUUCGGUAAAUUUCUGUUCCAAAUAACACUUUUAGGCGGUAUAGCAUAUGGUGGAGCUGUGUAUUUUUCUCUAAACAAUGAUAAAUUUCGAGAUUAUUUUACUGAACAUAUUUAUGGAGCAAAACAGGUAGUAGAAUAUACGGAGGAUCUUCAAAGCCAGGGUGUUUUUUAUGAUAUGAAAAAGAAAGUGAAACAAAUAAGCUAUAAAUACAUCGGUCUGCCUGAACCAUCCGAAGAUAGCAUAUCACCUUCCGAUAAAAUAUCCGAAUCGUCCAAUAAAGAAAAUCCAAUCAUUCGUAAACUUUCCGGUACACUUAAAGAACUUGAAACCUUCAUGAUAAAUCACAACGUAAAAAAUUCUGGAAAGAAAAUUUUAUCUCGAGCAAAAGAUGAGUUAAAUGAGCUCAGUAAAAAUAUUGACCAGCUUAAGGCCGAAGAUCAGGAUUUGUUGCAAAAGAAACUAACUGAACAACAGGAAGAAUUCGAUCAAACUAUUGCAAAAAAAGAAAUCAAUCUGACGCAACAAUUCGAUCAAGACUAUCAGAAAAAACUUAACUCUGAGCUUUCGCAUCAAGCAUCAAAAUACAAGGAAGAGUUAGAGAAUGAACUUGUUCGACAGGCUGUUGACAUGCAACGUCGAUGGGUAAAAGACGUAAUGAUCAUGGUUGAGAAGGAACGUUCUGGGCGUCUAGCAAGAUUAGAUUAUAUUAAUAAACGUCUCAAAACGCUUGAACGCUUUUGCGUAGACAACACCGAUAAUUUGGAUGCUAGUAUCAAAGUACAUCGUUUAUGGUGUGCAUUGAAAUCAUUACAAAAUGCAAUUGAACAACCUCAUCGAACUCCGUUUAUCGAUCUGAUUGUUGCAAUGCGUCGUUUUUUUUCAACUGAUGAAGUGGUAUCAGCUGUAUUGUCUACAAUCGACGAUUCGGUUGCCAUAAAUGGUGUUGAUUCCAUUUCGGAUUUAUCAAAACGAUUUAACACUGUAAGAGAGGAAGUUAGACGUGCAUCUUUAGUACCUGAAGACGGUGGUGUAUUGUCUCAUUUAUCAUCUCUUAUAUUAUCUAAAAUAUUGUUUCGUAAACAUGGACUUGUGGAUGGAAAUGAUGUGGAGGCGAUACUUGCUCGGGUCCAGUAUUAUCUUAAUAAAAAUGAUUUAGAUACUGCGACAAGAGAGUUGAAUCAAUUAGAGGGUUGGCCAAAAAAGUUGGCUAAUGAUUGGAUUACAUCGGCUAGAAAUCAUUUAGAAAUUAAACAAGCGAUCGAG